AGAAAUAUCCGUCAGAGAAAGUCACGCAAAGUUUUUUAUCCUCCCCCCUCCUGCCUCCUCGGCCUUCGGUCUGAACGUCUGUCACCGCCCGUCUCUUCUCCACACACGUCAGUCGGUUCGGGUUAUGUCGGUGAGGAGGUGAGAGGGUUUCUACACGAGUCCACAUCUCUGUCAACAGCGUUUGCUGCGUUUAAUCUUAAACUCCAGCUGUAGACCAGUGGACUGAGUCUGGGACUUUGAGUUCUAUCCACCAUGGGGGACGUGAUUUCCAGUCACCUGGAUGAAGCCAAGCGGGAGAUUAUCACAGCUCGGACAGGGGAGGUGAUGGGGGAUUUCGGGCAUCUCUAUGAGCAGCAGUAUGCAGUGGCUCUCUUCAACAAAGUUCGCUUUGACAUAGAAGGAGGAGGCGGCCCACAACCCCAGCUGCUGCACCGCAAGAUUCCGCUGGAGAACAAGUCCAUCUUCUCCGGCUCGCUCUUUCAGUACCUGGAGGAGAACAAGAAAUGGAGAAGCCGCUUCCUCUUCGUCCCAGACUCCUACAAUAUCAACUAUUACGACAGCAAAGCGUCACAUGACAAACGCCUCAGUCCCAAAGGAGCCAUCAACUGUGCCGGCUACAAAGUGCUGACAUCUAUUGAGCAAUACCUGGACCUGAUCAGCAACAGCCUGCCUGACGUGAAAGCCAAGAUGGGAAGUUCACCCUUCUUGAAGUGUGCCACCCAGUUCCCUCUGAUCCUCUGGCACCCUUAUGCCCGUCACUACUACUUCUGUGCGGCGACGGAGAAAGAGCAGCAGAAGUGGCACGCCGUCCUCCAGGACUGCGUCCGACACACAAAUGACGGUUUGUCAGAGGAGAAUAAAGUCCAAACACCAGCUUUCACUGAUGCAGUACGACUCUACCGCCAAGCUAAAGGGAACUAUGGCACCUGGGAGAUGAUGUGUGGUGUACCAUCACAGAUCCUGUCUAACCUGGUGAUGGAGGGCCUCCUCCCUGAGCUCAGAGACCUCAUCUCCCCCCGCCUCAAAGGCAAGCUAUACGAGAGGCAAAGGAACUGGAUGCUGAUAAGUGAUGCUGUGUACAGCCUGGUGCAGGGGCAGUGCCAGGGCCAGUAUGAGGUGGCAUUGCAGAAGUGUGAGGCGGCCCGCUCCUCCCUAGAGGCCUCCAUAAGAACAGACAUGGACCAGAUCAUCACCUCCAAGGAGCAUGUCACCAACAAGAUCAGAGCGGUGGUUCUCCAUAAGGCUGAGAAGCUGCUGAAGGUGAGCAUCCAGCCGUACAUCAGCUCCAUCCUGGACGCCCUGAUGGAGCCCACCAGCCGAGGCUUCUCUGAGGUCCGUGAUGUGUUUUUCAGGGAGCUGGUGGACAUGAGCAAGAACAUCCUAAAUGACGGCACCAAGGAGACCGUGGCACAGCACAUGGAAAAGAUCUCCAUGCUGGCUUUCCAUCCUGUGAAGAUGCAGAGCUGCUAUGAGAAAGUUGAACAGCUGGUUCUAGAGGGUCUGCAGCAGAGGUUUGAUGUCUCCAGCCCCUCUGUGUUUGUCCAGAGGGCCCAGAUCCUAAUGAGAGAGCAAAUGGACGAUGCAGUGUAUACGUUUGAGCAGAUCCUUCACCAGAGUCUGGAGUCUCAGGGUACAGAGGAGCUCUGCAAGACCAUCCAGCGCUGCCAGGACAGAGUCAUUAAGAAAUUUGAUUAUGACAGCAGCACAGUGAGGAAGCGUUUCUUCCGUGAGGCUCUCCUCCAGAUCUUCAUCCCCUACAUGCUGAAGCAGCUCAGCCCUUCCUGUGCCUCGGAGCUGCCGCGCUUCCAGGAGCUGAUCUUUGAGGACUUUUCCCGUUUCAUCCUGGUGGAGAACAUCUUUGAGGAGGUGGUGCUGCACUCUGUCAUGAAGGACAUCAUGAUGGCUGUGAAGGAGGCGGCGGUCCAGAGGAGACACAACCUGUACCGGGACAGCAUCGUCCUCAGCAACAGCGACCCCAGCCUGCACCUACUGGGAGAAAACCCCUCCAUCGACUGGGCCAGGGAGUACGGAGGAGACCAGGAGGAGGCGGACUCUACAGGGGAGGAUGUUGCGGGUACAGGCGAGGAUGCUGAGGGUGACGCUGAGGUUCAAGGUGAGGAAUCUCAUAAGAGGAGGAGGAUGAAGCAGGUAGUGUCCAUGAUCCAAGUGGAAGGCUCCCCAGUCCAGCCCGAGUCAUGUGUAGAAGUGCCUGGCAUCAACGAUAUUCCAGAGGGGGAGGAGGAGGAGGAGGAAGAGAAGGACGAGGAGGACGAGGAGAAGGAGGAGGAAAAGGGUGGAGAUGAGGAGGAGAGCUCAGAUGGUAAAGCUUCUUCUGACCAGAAUGAAACUGCAAGUCCUAAAGCUUCAGAAAACACUCCAGACAUGUCAGAUAGUUCCAUCUCAAAGGAGGAGGAAGAGAAGGAGGAGAAGGAGGAGGAAAAGGGUGGAGAUGAGGAGGAGAGCUCAGCUGGUAAAGCUUCUUCUGACCAGAAUGAAACUGCAAGUCCCAAAGCUUCAGAGAAGACUCCAGACCAGUCAGAUGGUUACAUCUCAAAGGAGGAGGAAGCUAAACCAGUCAAGCAGGGUAAAGAAGUCCCACUGAAGGUUGAAACUGCCACAGAAAGUGCUUCAGCCAUAGAGGAGAGUGUUGAGGGAGAGGAUAGCAAGCCAAUGGUGGAGGAACAAGCACCCUCCAUCCAGAUGUCAGAGGAGGCGUUACCACCACCACCUCCUUCUGAGGAAAUCCCAUCUGAGGCUACAGAUCCAGAGAACCCCCCAGAGGUGACAUCUGACUUCCCCCCACCUCCACACGAUGACAGCGGCUUCCAGUCUCCCAGCAGCGAAGGGACGGAGGUAGAGGAGGAGGAGGAGAAGGUGGCCCCACAGCCGGCAGAAGAGCACUCUAAGGAGAGUGUUGGCACAGCACCAGAAUCCGAGACCAAAAGCAGCGACUCUGAGACCAGAGAGCAGUGAUGAAAUGAUUUGUUUUACCAUAACUGAAUCCGGCCCUGCCUUCAUGCUGUUUUUUACCACAUCAGUUUUCAGUCUCCGCACCACGUAGUAAUCACUCAGCAGGUUAUUUUCACCGAGCAGGGCUCAGGUGCUGUUAUCAUUUUUUUUAAAUAUGUUUUUUCUGUAUGAUUUUCCCUUUCCAUCUGACAGACAUACACAUGGGAACAUAUGUUCCGAUAUACUUUCUCUUCACCUGGUGUAAAUGUGAGCACAGUGGACAACCUUGAGUUCAUAAUGGUGUGUUUAGAACAUGUGACAAGUUGCAGGAACACCCCAAUAGAGGUGCCUUUGGUGAAAUCCAUGUAAACUGAUUUAACUCUCAAGUCUCUCUCAUUUAUCUACUGCGUGGCCUUCAAUUUGAUUUAUUUAGAACUUUUGUGAGUGCAAAUACAAUUUGUGCCGUUAGAAACUCAUUUAUUGGUGGUUAUUCAACCUAACUGGUCAACAGAAAAUAACUUAAUGAAUGUGGAAUCAUCUUUUUUUUUUCUGUCUGAAACUUAUAAUUCAUUAUUUGUCUCAAUGCUUACACUGAUGUCUGAAAGACUUGACGAUUUCUUUUUGUUGGUGGGAAUAACACUAUUUUAUAUGAGUUCAUCCCUUUAAUAAAGACGCCUUGUGUAUAAUAUGUAUAAAUAUGUGUAUGGACCAGUGAACCAGCACACUGUCAUUUUACAUAAUUUUAUAUCACUUCAUCAGUGCCUCAGCUGAUCUCUCCACCCCUUUUUAUUUAUUAUUUUGCACCCCCUUUUUUCUUCUUGACCAACUUUUAGAUUUCUUUUACCCUUGUGAAAUGUUAUUGAUAAUAAAUCAUUAUUGAUUAAU
Messenger RNA from Larimichthys crocea (large yellow croaker), 3834 nucleotides. RefSeq names its product niban apoptosis regulator 2b (gene niban2b). The record is from RefSeq and is a predicted model, not a curated record. The transcript has 14 exons. NCBI's taxonomy places the organism in Eukaryota, Metazoa, Chordata, Actinopteri, Sciaenidae. The coding region runs from base 253 to 2973 and encodes 906 amino acids.